AUGGCUGUGGCCCUGGGCUGUGCAAUCCAGGCCUCCUUGAAUCAGGGCUCCACGCUUAAAGAGUACGAUACUGAGUGUGAAGUCUUCCGUCAGCGCUUCAGGCAGUUCCAAUACCAACAGGCAGCCGGGCCUCGUGAAGCUUUCAACAGCCUCUGGGAGCUUUGCUCUCAGUGGUUGAAGCCAACGAUCCAUUCUAAGGAAGAAAUCCUGGAGCUGCUAGUGUUGGAGCAAUUCCUGACUAUUCUGCCCUCAGAGAUAGAGACCUGGGAGGCCACCGUGGCAGAGGAGCAGAUCCCACAGGCAGGGCCACAGUACCCGAGGGAUGGUGAUGAUAGGGAAUGCCAGCCCUUUUCCGAGCCAGCUGCCCAGGUGAAUGAGAUGCAUGAUAAGUUAAAGCUUGAGAACCCCUGGCCCAGGCGCUACAGGUUUCUAUUUCUUCUCUUAGGUUUUGAUAUUGGUAGCGAAAAUGAAGAAAAUAUUUCCCAACAGAAGAAACUGGAGAAUGCGCAUCCAUUUAAUUUUACUUUUGAGGGUAAUGCUCUCCAUGCUCGAGUUUUACCAGAGAAGUAUAAACAAUUAGAAAAUAAACAGGAAAACCUCCCGUAUUUAUCAGAGCUUGUAGGUGAUCAGAACCACCCUCUAGGAGAAAAACCCUCAGGUUCCAACCUGGAAGAACAUCUUAUUCCUAAACCAAAUAAGAAAAAGAGUCCACGAGGGAAACCUCACCAAUGUUCUCAUUGUGGUAAACGUUUUCCUCAGAAGUCACAACUUACUGGGCACCAGAUUAUUCAUUCAGGAACAGAGCCUUAUCAUUGCCCUGAAUGUGGGAAAAGUGUCCUUCGUAGGUCAGACUUUUACAGACACCAACGACUUCACAUAGGGAAGAGGCCCCAUGAAUGCAGCAUAUGUAAAAAGCAAUUCACUCGGCGGUCACACCUUAUAGACCACCACAGAAUUCAUCUUGAAGGAGAAACCUAUAAAUGCCUUGAGUGUAGGAAAAGCUUUCACCAUCCAUCAAGUUUGAAAAGACACCUGAAAACUCAUACAGGUGAAAAACCUCAUAGAUGUGAUACUUGUGGGAAAAGUUUUAUUCGACCGGCAGCUCUUACUUUGCACCAGACAACUCACAGUGGAGAGAGACCUUUUAAGUGUAAUUACUGUGAGAAAACAUUUAGACGGAAACCAAACCUUGUUAUUCAUUUAAGAAUUCAUACAGGGGAGAAGCCAUACAAGUGUAGUUAUUGUUCUCAAAGCUUCAGACAGAGAACAGGCCUUAUUAUGCACCAAAUCACUCACUUGACAGAAUUGUUGAGGGAAACAGGUUCUACAGAAGUUAACAUUAAUUCAUAA
Messenger RNA from Loxodonta africana (African savanna elephant), 1350 nucleotides. RefSeq names its product zinc finger protein 449-like. The transcript has 4 exons. Bases 1 to 1350 code for a protein of 449 amino acids. Gene Ontology annotation, cellular component: nucleus. Gene Ontology annotation, biological process: regulation of gene expression. NCBI's taxonomy places the organism in Eukaryota, Metazoa, Chordata, Mammalia, Proboscidea, Elephantidae. The record is from RefSeq and is a predicted model, not a curated record.